UAAACAAAUUUUAAUUUCAGGUAUGCGGCGACAUUCACGGACAGUUUUAUGAUCUGAAAGAAUUAUUUAAAGUCGGCGGUGAUGUUCCCGAUACUAACUAUUUGUUUAUGGGAGAUUUUGUCGAUAGAGGUUUUUAUAGCGUAGAAACUUUCCUUCUCCUCUUAGCAUUAAAGGUACGUUAUCCCGAUCGCAUAACUUUAAUUCGAGGAAAUCACGAAAGUAGACAAAUUACGCAAGUGUAUGGUUUUUAUGAUGAAUGUUUGAGAAAAUAUGGGUCUAUUAUGGUAUGGAGAUAUUGUACAGAAAUAUUUGAUUAUCUUAGUCUCUCUGCCAUUAUUGAUGGAAAAAUAUUUUGCGUACACGGUGGUCUUUCACCUUCCAUUCAAUCAUUAGAUCAAAUAAGGACUAUUGAUCGUAAGCAAGAAGUUCCACACGAUGGUCCCAUGUGUGAUUUGUUAUGGUCAGAUCCUGAAGAUACUCAGGGUUGGGGUGUCAGUCCGAGAGGUGCGGGAUACCUGUUCGGAAGUGACGUGGUCAGCCAGUUUAAUGCCGCCAACGACAUUGACAUGAUCUGCAGGGCACAUCAAUUGGUGAUGGAAGGUUACAAAUGGCAUUUUAGUGAAACAGUUUUAACUGUAUGGUCGGCACCCAAUUACUGUUACAGGUGUGGGAAUGUUGCUGCCAUUCUAGAAUUAGAUGAACGACUCCAAAGGGAAUUUACCAUAUUCGAAGCCGCUCCACAGGAAAGCAGAGGUAUACCCACAAAGAAACCACAGCCAGACUACUUUUUGUAAUGUGGACUUCUCCUGGAUGGACGAAGACGACUCAAUCCGUGGUGCUAGUGGAAAAUAAGUGUAUAAAAGACUUGAAAGGAAAGAUGCUCACCAGACCGCUUUCACGUAUUUUAAUGUAUAUAUUCCAUUGUCCACGUACGAAUUGUAGACCGAAUGUAAAUUUUAAAAGUUCUUGUAGAUUAUCCAAAGGAAACUUUUACUAGAUUAUUUUAAUAUUUUAUAGAUCCUAAAUAAAUAUUUAGCAUAAAAUUGUUGGUUAUUAAAUGUUAUGCAGUUUUCAUGCAUGUGCUAUUGGUAAAUAAUAUGGCAAGUACUGACUCCAGGUAAAAAAGAUAGGAAAAAUUGCAUAAACUGAUAAAUCAAAGUUUAUGUAAAACUAAAUUGCAAUCUGAAAAAGUUUUGUUAGAGAUUAUUUCACUGUUUAACAUUUGUAAUCAUUAUCAUAAUUUCUGCAUGAAAAAAUAGACAUGAAAAUCUUGUUCCACAAUAACUAGUUGGUUCGCAUGGAUAUGUGAUCUCAUACUUUAUUUUAAAAGCUUCUUGUUAUCUAAAUGGAACAUUGACCAUGCCAAUACUAAAUUUCAGAGAAACUGAUUUUAGUUCAGAUUUUUUAUUUCAAAAUUAACAACACAGAAUUAAAAUUCAUGACUAAUUCGUAAUUGGGUAGAUGACACUAGAACAGCAUGGCUCUAACAAGAUGUCACAACUUUUAUAUUUAAUAUGCAAAAAAAUUUAAGAUGAUGACAACUCUAAUGCAUCAGUAGAUAGAAUUUUAUACUUUAAUCCAGCUUGCUUAAUUAUGCUUAGCAGAGAAAAUCCUUUACCAAUCACUCCAGCCAGUCAUGAUAGGAAUAAUUUAUGAAUUGUCCUUCGUUUGGAUCUCUGUCUUGACUUUGUAACUCAAGAAUGCAACGUUUAAAAGCAUCUCAUACUUGUUCUAAGCAAUGACUU
Messenger RNA from Centruroides sculpturatus (bark scorpion), 1745 nucleotides. RefSeq names its product serine/threonine-protein phosphatase 4 catalytic subunit B-like. Gene Ontology annotation, cellular component: cytoplasm; nucleus. The transcript is spliced from 6 exons. Gene Ontology annotation, biological process: double-strand break repair via homologous recombination; peptidyl-serine dephosphorylation. Gene Ontology annotation, molecular function: protein serine/threonine phosphatase activity. Bases 108 to 794 code for a protein of 228 amino acids. NCBI's taxonomy places the organism in Eukaryota, Metazoa, Arthropoda, Arachnida, Scorpiones, Buthidae. The record is from RefSeq and is a predicted model, not a curated record.